Molecule: messenger RNA, 2533 nt
Organism: Patiria miniata (bat star)
Lineage: Eukaryota; Metazoa; Echinodermata; Asteroidea; Valvatida; Asterinidae
Product: protein-tyrosine sulfotransferase 1-like
Exons: 2
Coding region: 121-1260 (379 amino acids)
Biological process (GO): peptidyl-tyrosine sulfation
Cellular component (GO): Golgi apparatus
Molecular function (GO): protein-tyrosine sulfotransferase activity
Source: RefSeq, a predicted model, not a curated record
UUUGCGUUUUUUUACCUUUCAAAUGUUGAAUAGUCAAUUUCUUGAUUACUGUAUGGACUAACUUGGGUAAUUCAUUCUACCUUUCGGGUGUUACUAAAAUUGACUAAAUUGCUUGGAGAUAUGGCGUUCUUUAUGUUGGACCGCACCGCCAAACGUAAAAUGGCACGCCUAAUUGCGUUGCUACUCCUCACGACCUGCGUUGUUUUUGGAGUGCUUUCCACCCGAGAUGCAAAAGUUUACGUCGUGCAGAAGAACACGCAGCAUGUUGUCUAUGACGACAACCAGAAAGAAUACACCUACGACAGAAGCUCCCCGUUGAUAUUCGUCGGUGGAUUUCCUCGCAGCGGCACGACGCUGAUGAGAGCGUUAUUGGACGCGCAUCCCGAUGUAAGAUGCGGGGAGGAAACACGCCUCAUCCCAAACUUGCUUCAAAGUCGCUCCAAGUGGGUGGGAAAUCGUGUUGAGAAAGAACGACUCCGAGAAGCUGGCAUCGAUGAUGAAGUCAUCAAGAACGCGGUCGCGGCUUUCGUGUUAGAGAUCAUGGCUAGACACGGCGAGCCAGCCAAGAGGUUAUGCAAUAAAGACCCAUUUGUUCUGUCCUCGUUAUCCUACAUGCAUGGUGUCUUCCCAAAAGGAAAGUAUAUAUUGAUGAUUCGAGACGGCCGCGCCAGUGUUCACUCCAUGAUCACGCGACACGUGACAAUCACUGGCUACAACAUGACCAGCUAUCGUGAAUGUCUUACCAAAUGGAGCCGUACCAUAGAGGGGAUGUACAACCAGUGUUUGCAAGAAGGCCCUGAAGUCUGCUUGCCCGUGUACUACGAGCAACUUGUGCUUCAUUCGGAGGAUUGGAUGAGGAAGAUCUUGGAGUUCUUAGAUCUUCCUUGGGAUGAUGUGGUCCUACAUCAUGAAAGCGCUGUGGGAAAACCUGGAGGAAUAUCACUCUCCAAAACGGAGAAAUCAACAGACCAGGUGAUUAAGCCCAUCAACAAAGGAGCGCUAACAAAAUGGGUUGGACACAUUCCACCAGAUGUCAUGGCCGACAUCAACACCAUAGCACCGAUGCUGACACGUCUAGGGUACGACACGCACGCGAUCUACCCAAACUACGACAAAAGGAACCGAGACAUGAAUCUGUGGGAUAGAGGACGGGUCGAGAUGCAGAAGCAACACAAGAUCAAUAUACAGGAUCUUCAGAGGGGUAAAGGUUUUAUUCCAAAGAAAGUGGGUCAAGAAAUGGCCCAGUUCAGGUAUAAAUAGUCGUCUUUAAUGCACAAUAAAUAAGGCAGUGUCCGUAGUAACAUACUUGGCUGGCAAUAAUGCGGUUCAGCCCCCUCUGGGCCCAAUUUCAUGGCUCUGCUAACCACAGAAUUUCCGCGCUUACGAUCACCAUUCUGUGUAAGCAACAAGAUUUCUGUGCUAACCUACUAAGCACAGAAUCCCAGUAGGUAAUGGUUCCUUGCUAAUUAACCUGUGAAAUCUGCUAACUGUAAGCACACAAUUGUCUGCUACAGUAAGCGGGCAUUCUUCAUUGAUGGUAGGCAUGCAGAGCCUUGACAUUGGGGCCAAGUUUGAUUUUCAUUGUAAACUUCAACGUCUUUAAAAAGCUGUUUGAAAUUCCCCAAUAUAUCAGGAACAUUUUAAAAUGUAGAUUUUCAUUUUGUGUCUUCCCAAAAUUGUAAUUGGCCUGAAAUUUGUGGUCUUGAUGUACUUAACGUGACAAAGGAGCUCAGCUGUGUCUGUCUUUGUGAGUCUAGACUCCUGUUAUUUGUCAUUUUCCAAAUUUUCAGUCAAUUUUAGUUUCUUUGUUGCCUUAAUUUCUUCAUUCUUAUUGUUUGGUGGCAGAGCACAUUUUUACAUCAGGAUAAAGACACGUUUGUAACUUUUCCUUGUUUUGCUUUUAAAAUUAUUAUUUUAAGGUCAUCAGGCUUAGGACAUCAACUUGUAUGUAUUUAUUUGGUUCAUAAGCAAUUUCUGUUGUUCAAAAUGUUAAUUCGUGUUCGUUGAGAACACAUCCUACUUGUUUCAACUAUUGUCAGUUUUCAUUUUUCAUUUUUUUUUUUUAAAUGGUGAAAAUAUUCAAAUUGGCCUUUUUAAUUUCAAUAAACAAAGGGCAUUAUCCAAGGUGGCUUUGGGUUAUUUCAGGGUUAAGACUUGGUCCUGUUAAUUUGGAGUGAAUUUUCAAUUUUAAUUGUUGACUUUCCCAGAGAAUUGAUGUACAUUAGAUAUUUGAAGUACAACUUUUGAACUUUUGUGAAAUUAUUUAGUUUAUACCCUUAGAUUAUUUUUUUAAAAUUUCAAAUCAAGAUUAAUUAUUGAUUUAUUAUGAAAAUGAGAAAUAUAAGGUUAACACCCCAACACUUGUUAAUUUUGAGCAAAUAAAAAAACCCGUUUUUGUGUUGAAAACCUAUAAGUGGUAAACCUCGGAUUAUUUGAAAUUCCAUUUGACCAACCCAAAUAUGUCAAUGGUUAUUAUAGGUUUUCCCGGUCAAUUGUCCUAAAAUGUUCAUUCACUUCUGAGAAGCGGUCAUUC